AUGAAUAGUGAUCAAGCAACAUUACCUGAUGAUACAGUUGCACAAAAAGUUUGUCAUCUUUUGGAAAUUCUAGUAACAGAUUUUCUACGAUCAUUUUUAAAACCAAUACUUCCAGUUGCAAGAGAUUUUGUUAUAAAAACACAAGCUCAUCAAGUACGUGAGGAAAAAAACAAACACUGCUUUUAGAAUGAAGAAAAUUCACAAAUAUGAAGAUGUAAAGAGAGAUAUAUUGAAUGUAUUUGUUGAUGGAAAGAGUUAAUUCUUGUUUGUUCAUAGAAUUCGCUUAUGAAGAAUACAUCAGCUAAUGAGUUUAUAUUGAGCUUAUAAGAAGGUAGCGUAGACCUAAUAUGGUUAGCUCUCAUGAAUCUUUGGAAGGGAGUUAUGAUUGUUUUACUGAGUUUUCGACAAUUCUUAAAUAUUUAUCGAGUAACAAAAUUGUGACUUAACACUUUGUCUGUAGAUGGAUCUAGUGAUCCUUGGAAUAUACUGAAAGUUUUGAGUUAAAAGUAACAUUGUUUUAUCGAGAUAUUACAUUGUUAAAAUAUAGUCGCUUGUUAUAGACACAACAUAAAAACUCAGUUUACUUGAAAAUCCAGUGUCACGAUAAAGAAAUACAUCUUAUCGGAAGCGAAAGGUUUCAGUCAGUUUUCGAAUUCAUUCAAAGAUUUGUCAACAAGAAAAUUAUACUAUUUUCUAUGAAGAAUGGCUUAUCCAGAUUUUCCUCGUUUGAUAUAAGAUGAAUGAAUAUAUUUUGAGGUAUCAAUGCAGUCAUAUAAACAAAUGACCUUUCAUUCAGUCUCAUUAUUAUCACACAUUUGGAACACAAUAAGAUAUUGAUAGAAAUAUAGAAUUAAUACCUGACGUCUCCUGUUAAAUUCAAUGUUAUCCAUCCACAUCGAUCACAAUUGAGUAGAAAUACGAUUUUUAGGCCGAUCGAUAGGUUAGACAAGUUCCGAUUAGAAUUUGGAAAAGUCAGACAUCGGAUCCUUUCUUAGUGCGUUUGAUUUUGUAAACUUAACAUCUAUUGAGGUAAUUACGAAUAUUUCGUCAUCAAUGUUUCACUCAACGUGAAUUUCACGAUAAUAUGAAUUUUGUCGCGAACUUCCAGCAAUCACUAAAAGAAUAUUUCUUCACUGUGUACACCAUUUUUGCUCUCAUCCAGUACUCAGUGGAUCUGUUCAUUACGUAAUUAAUAUAUAGAAUAUGUUUAAAGUCAAUAGAAGCUGUUUGAAAGUCACGUGAUCAAUUAGGAGAAAGAUAGAGGUCUUAAAAAUAUCACGAACAAUUACAUGAAUGGGAAAGGAUAAGAUCGACUGAUCACAUGGUCGCUACUAUUUACUAGUGACUUUGAGAAAAUAAACUAUUUGCAUCAAAAAGUUUCAUUUUUUAGCCAAAUACGUCUACUUUUCUUUCAGAAAACGUUCAUCACACAGGUUUCCUCGGAAUAUACCGAAACACAAAGUUUCUUAGGUGACCGAAGUGUGAGAUUAGCAAUCUUUUUGUUUCUCAACGCCUAUCGGGUUUGCCUAGAUGCUUAUCAUUUCAAAUGUUAGAUUAAACUAUACACAGAGAAAACUAUGAUCAUACCGUUAUUGAGAAAAAAUGAAAUAAAUACAUUUCAAACAACAAUCAUACUCACUUAUAUCGUCCACAUACGACAGUCAUAGGAACACUUGAAUCAUAGUUUUGAACGAGAGAGAAUGUCUGUAAUAAGAUUCUAGCAGCUGUUUGGUAUAUAGCAAGGAGGAAACAGCUAAUUUUAAGAGUUCGAGAUUUCAAAUUUUUGAAACAAUUCAAAAGUCUUCAAAAGGCUAACCAUAAAUUUCAAGAAUUCAAGACUUUACGACUAAAAUUUCUGCUAUUUUCCUCUCAGCAUAUAGCCAAGGUUGCCUUUAUUGAAAAGAAAGAGGCAAAAAUGAUGUUUUGUUUGAGCCAAGCCAAGAAAACAGUAUGUUUAUAAGGUUUUUCGCACCAGUGGCGUAACCAAGGGGAAGGCAAAUGGGCAAUUACCCAUUUCAUUUUAAGAUUUGCCCAUUGAAAUUUUACUUUAUCUGAAUUGUUUAUUUCUUUGCUACUGCAUACAUCUAUAAAGAUCCCGAUAUAAAUUCAGAUGCAAUAUGGCAGUUAUAUACACAAAUGCAGCAUCGUCGUCUUGAUUUAGGCGUUUGAAUUUGAAAUAUAAAUCUUAUUAAUAGAGACAUUCAAAAUAGACUAAACAUACAUAACUCAGUCUUAAAGUCUCUUCAUCCUUAAAAAUCGAUCUCAGUCCAGGAACAUUCUAAUGCCAUGACAUUUAGAGAAUCUGUUGUAGCUGCAGUGGAGAAACUAUGGUAAAAUUUUCACUUCUAUAUCAUGACGUUUGACAGAGAUAUUCAUCAAACAAGGUUCAAAAAUAGCAGACUCGGCAUCGUAAAUUUCUCGGUCUCGGGUCUGCAUAUAUAUUUAAUUUUUUUAUUUAUUAAAAGAGCAUGUCAGGAUGCAGGGCACCAAAGACUCAUUUUUUUUUGAAUUUUUAUUUCUUGAAAGGAGAGAAGGAAUUACAAGUUUGAUGAGUCAAAAAACUCUCUAAAGAUGGAGCUGAAUUUAUAAAAGUGAUUGUACAUAUAACAGAAAAAAGCUUAACGGAAAAGGACUUUUUGGUGCCGCACGUUUUGACAUGCUGUUUCAAACAAAAAAAAAUAAAAUGCAUACAGGAUGGUCCAAAAGUAACGGAGUAGUCUUUGAUUGCGAAUAACUUGUGAUAGGAACAAGAUAGAGAGCUGCAAUUUUCAUUGUUUAAAAGAGAAAAAAACUGCAUCGAAUCUUGAAUACCAGAUUUUUAUAACAAAAUUUCUCAUGAUUUCUGGACAAGCUUCUUUAAAAAACUUAGGCUUUUUAAAUAGGUCUAGAAGGUGAAUUUUUCGUCAAACAAUCAGGAAAAAAGUCGGCUUUUCACCAAGAAUCUGUCGAGAACGCGUAGUAAAAUGUUAAGAACUAAUGGUUUGCUAAAUCUUUUUGGCAUUGAACCUACACAGAUUAUUGAACUUUAGUUAACGAUUUUGAUGCACUACUGAAAAUUAAAAUUUUAAAACAUUCACAUUACACAAUAGUUUCUAUUACAAAAAUUGUCUGGAGACUUCGAAUAAAUAUUGUCAUAAAAAUCUGAUAUUCAAGAUUCGAUGCAGUUCUUUUCUCUUUUAAACGACGAAGACCGCAGCUCUCUAUCGUGUUCCUAUCAAAAGUGAUUCACACUCUUUUAUGCAUAUUUCAUUAGAAGAACCUUGUUUCAUUUUCCUGUGUUUUUUACGUUAUCACUGCUUGGUUGGGUCAAAAAACUUUUGGCCCAUUAAUGAAAACCUUACCCAUUUCAUCCAUCAUUUUUUUCUAGCAUAAGAGAAGUUUGCCCAUUGGUCUAAAAAUCCUGGAUAUGCCACUGCUCAGUUGUAAAGUCUGGAUUCGGCAACAGCAUAUAUUCAUAACCUGUUCUUUUUAGUCUCAUGAUAACUUUAACUUCCACUUGAUGAAUCAACGAUUGUUGUGGAAAGUAUAUGUUGUUUUCUAAGAGUCUUCUCUUGUUUUCCUCUUAUAAAAAAUACUAAGGAAAAUCAGCACCAAGAGAAUUAUUAUAAUCGAUUAAAAUUAAUUACUAAAUCGUUCAAAAUCAUACGAUAACUCACUUUUUUCGAACUUGUCAUUGUAUCAAAAAUAAAAACUCUCAUUUUUCACGUGAAGACACUCACUUCCCUAUUUCUUUACAUAUACACGCAUGUAUACAGCUUGAAUGAGUUUAUUUCAGAAUCAGCAUUGUUCAUAGAGUUGAAGUAAGAGCAUUGACAAACCUAUGGGAUAUUGAUAAUAAUAUAUUCGUAACAUCAUCCAAACGAAAGACCUUCAAAAUCAGUCAGAUGCUAACAGUAGAACUUCUAUUAGUAUCAAGAUACAUCUGGUACGGGUGAGCAUUGAGAAAGUACGAAUUGCAGUCUAUGCAGGCCAUCUUAUUUCCCAGGACGAAAUAGCGUACUUCAAGACUUGAAAAGACUUUGCGAGAGUUCAAUGGUCUUCGCUGAAAUUCAGAAGACCUUCCAAGACUCCAAUAUAUAUUUAAGGCUAUAACUCAGGAACUUUAGGAAACUCUGACAGGUUUCAUGAGAUUUCAAAAUAUUUUGUAAGACUUCGUGAGGCUUCAAGACUGAAGACUGCUGUUUCUCCCCUGUUUAAUUCGAACAACUUAGCCUUUAAACAUUCAUACAAAAAAGUUGCCAGAAAUCACCGUGUCAUUAUAAUUCUCAAACCAACUAUCGAUCAUCAGGCUCCAGACUAGACGGACUAUUCACUAACAAACGACGAUUAAUUGGAGUUUGUAGGGGUUCGCAAAUGCUGAUGGGCGUUCGUAGGUCCUUUUUUUUCUUCGAAGUCUCGAAAUUUUCUUUGAAGAGAUAUCGAGAAGAGGUGUUCAUGAGCCUACCCUCGAAUGCUCUAUACGUUCGUAUGAUUAGAUCUUUGAUUUCUGUUUCAUCGAGGUGUUCGUGUAUUUUACUGAUAUCUAAAAAGAAAUGCUUUGCCAUUGGAAAUAUUUAUUUAAAAGCCUUUUUCGUGGAUUUUGGCUCCAAUAAUGUCUGUUUGGAUGAUUUGUAUUUAUUGAUAUAAUAUUUGGUGCUUUACGUCUCAUUCAAUGCAGCUAAUAUGCAUUGGCACUCGAAUUCAAGAUUCUGAUAAGUAAGAGUUUAGUCGUCUAUUUACUCAGUUGGAGAGCAUGUUUGUACAUGUACAUAAACUUGCAUAUUUUAUCAGAAAAAUGAUUGUCAUUAACUCUCAUCAGUUUAUUUAGCAGGGAAGUAGACAAAGAUAGAUAUCGAAAAACUAGAUUUAGUCAAACAAGCGAAAUAUUUAGUUCUUAUUAGUUUUUUUUUCAAAAUUUCGAUGACUACAAUUUAUUCCUAAUAAAUAUUACAUAUAGUUCGAUCAUGUUGGCUCAUUAAGUUGUUUUUUCAAUCAUAUUUCGUUACAGACCUAUAUGACACAACAGUGCCCCUAAAAACUAGCAUCGCAUAAGAAUCAACUAAUGUGUAAUAUCUAUCGUGUCGAAAAAAAUGUCUUAGGAACUUCUGUACUUGACCCAUUUGUCUUGAUAUUCAUAGUAGACUGAUAAGUCGUGAAUAGCAAAGAUUACUGGUCCCAGAUCGAUCGUUUCAAAAUAUCUCGCCGUUGGAUAGGGUAAUCCAUCGCCAUGUUGCCCAAAUUUCUUCUUUAUAUACCCCCACGUUCGUUCAAUGCCUAUUGUACGACGUGGUAGCCUGCUUAGCAGAGACACAUAACUGAAACUACACGUAUUCAUCGUCAAUUUAACUGUCGUAUUGUGUAGAUGCGAUUACCACACGCAUGGAGACAUAUUUACUUUUUUUUUCUUCACUAGCUUAACCUUGUAGCAAAUAGUAUUGAUCGGCUUUCUGUGGGCGUUAAGUUAUUCGCAUUUUAAAAAAGAAAUCUCUCAAGAACCAAAGAAUGGUAAUCACAGCAGAAGAAAGAGUGAGUGGUCGCAAUAAUGAGAGCUCAUAGAAGCCUAGUGUGUUGGUACUUCCAAAUCAAGAAUGUGUUGUGCGACGAAUCUGCCAUCGAAAAGGUGCUUUGAAGCAUUCUUUAUGAGGUUUUGUUUUACAUAAGAAAGAAUGUUAACGGAUUGCCUAUGUAAAAUCAAACGUAAAUUUCAUUUGAAGAAUACUUGAAAAAUAACUUCUUAUUUUUCAUCAUUUAUUACUUUUAUACAAAGCAUAUAUGGUGUAAUAAUUUUUUCAUGGUUUUGAAAUGCAAUACUCUCACGGCUAUUUUUGAGAUAUUAUCGCAUAAACCGAUUACAUACACCUCACAAUAGAAAAAAAUUAUUACAAUAUAUACUUUGUAUAAAAGUAACAAGUAACGCUCGUCGCUACGACUCACUUCACCCUCGACUGAAUUCAUUCUAUUCACUUUGACAAAUAUUAUCAGAUAAAUCGUCAGUUUGUGUGAUGCUAUAGGCAACACCAUACGAACAAGUCUGUUAACUUUUGCAAUUUGGAAAAAGCAACACUGAUAAUGUCGAGUUUAGAAUAUGUAGUUUUCUCGCGAUAUUCUCAUCAUAGUUUGCAUUUCUUUGGCUUUUAUGAGAAAUUGGUAUGAUUUUGUAUUAGUCAUCUUCACCACAACAAUUGCCUCAGCUCUUUCGAAAAAUACUCUAUAUUUCAUUCAAAGCUUUACGCAAGAAAAGACGUGUCUACCUCGUAAGUGAAUGGCGAGUCGCUCAUCAGCGUCUUUCAAGGGCGCUAGUUGUAACUCACCGAUUCCAGAUCCUAUCUACUUGGUCGAGCUCUUCUGGAAACUAUUGUCAAAUCUCAAGAAAGCUUCGCGAAAGAAAGGCUUAUAUCAAUCUUAGAAACAAACGGCAAGUCAUUCGUCGGUGCCAUUCGUGACUUGUCAGCUCCAUAUCCUAUCUUCUUUCCCAACUAAUCGGGUAUGGGUGUGGGUGGGUGUGGGGUGUAUGGGUGUGGGUGUGUGUGGGGUGUGGGUGUGGAUGUGG
Messenger RNA from Rotaria sordida, 6529 nucleotides. The record is from the annotation of a GenBank genome assembly. Lineage: Eukaryota; Metazoa; Rotifera; Eurotatoria; Philodinida; Philodinidae.